Molecule: messenger RNA, 519 nt
Organism: Nanorana parkeri
Lineage: Eukaryota; Metazoa; Chordata; Amphibia; Anura; Dicroglossidae
Gene: NKX2-6
Product: NK2 homeobox 6
Exons: 2
Coding region: 1-519 (172 amino acids)
Biological process (GO): cell differentiation; regulation of transcription by RNA polymerase II
Cellular component (GO): nucleus
Molecular function (GO): RNA polymerase II cis-regulatory region sequence-specific DNA binding; DNA-binding transcription factor activity, RNA polymerase II-specific
Source: RefSeq, a predicted model, not a curated record
AUGCUCCCCAGUCCUGCCACCUCCACCCCUUUCUCAGUGAAGGACAUCCUGAAGCUGGAGAAGCAGCAUCCUGCAGGCCAGAGGAGGUUCAAGCAGCAGAAGUACCUCUCUGCCCCGGAGAGGGAGCAGCUGGCAUCAGUUCUCACGCUGACUUCCACCCAGGUGAAGAUCUGGUUCCAGAACAGAAGAUACAAGUGCAAGCGGCAGAAACAGGACCGGUCUCUUGAGCUGGCAGGGCACCCUCCUCCUCCCCGCAGGGUGGCAGUGCCAGUCCUGGUCAGGGAUGGGAAGCCUUGUCUAGCUGGGAAUCAGACUUUCCAUACAAGUUAUGGUGCCAGCUCCUAUCCUUACCCGGUCUGUUUUGGUGGAUACAGCAAUCCUUAUUAUUCGGGAGCACCCAUGGUGCCGGCUGGUGGCACACCAUCCCUACAGCUAGUCAGUAUGAACAUCACAGCUGUUCCUGGCAGUGCCCAGCAGGGGCAUUUACAGCCUCCUCUACCGGGUAUUAGAGCCUGGUGA